AUGAUAUCGAGUAUUCUUGCGUUGCUGGACUUCAGAGUUGGAGUGCUGGCUCUGAUUCUUUAUACAGCGUAUGGCGCGAUAUAUCGGCUGUAUCUCAGCCCGAUCGCAAAAUUCCCUGGCCCGAAGCUCGCUGCGUUGACCCUCUGGUACGAGUUCUAUUUUGAUGUUUAUCCUAAUUACGGACAAUAUACGUUCCACAUACGAAAACUCCACGAGAAAUAUGGCCCAAUUGUGCGGAUCAAUCCUUGGGAACUGCAUAUCUCGACGCCGGACUUUUAUGAGACGCUUUAUUCGUCCGCCAGGAGGGAUAAGUGGUGGUGGUUCGUGAGGACAUUUGGAUUGGAGGGCGGGGUGGCUUUUGCUGCAGACCAUAAUGUGCAUAAGAUGCGACGAGCGGCCCUGAAUCCGUACUUCUCGACGGCGAAUGUGCGACGGCUGCAGCCAGUCAUUGAGGAUAACGUGCAGAAGUUCGUGCAAAGGCUUAGAGGGCUGGCGAUGACUGGCGAAGUUGUACGGUGUGUUGUGGCAGCAAGUGCUUUCAGUUCAGAUGUGAUCAUGAUGUACUCCUUUGGUCGUUCGUAUAAGCGGCUUGAAAAGUCGGAUUUCGAUGUUGGAGAUUACGAUGCGACGCAUGAAGCCGCAUCCUUCGGUUGGGUGGUCAAACACAUGGUUUGGAUCUUGUGGAUAGUGAAAAGUCUCCCGACAUUUGCUCAGAAGUCAAUGGGCCAAGCACUCGCUACGUUUGUGACACUUCAGGAUAUAAGACCAUGGAACCUGAUUAAACAAGUAUUGGAGACAAUUGCCGAAAAAGAUUAUGAGCGACAAGAUCUAUCACAUCCUACAAUCUUCCACGAGUUGCUUGACAGCAAACUCCCUCCAGAAGAGAAAAGGGUUCAAAGACUAGCAGAAGAGGCUCAAACGGUCGUCGUGGCGGGCCAAGAAACGGUAGCCUGGACCCUGACCGUUAUCACAUACCACCUGCUCUCAAAUCCAACCGUGCUGAGGACAUUGAAAUCUGAACUUGAAGCUGCAAUUCCAAAUACAAAGGCGUCUACACCUCUUUUUUCAUUGGAGAACUUGCCAUAUUUGACUGGUGUGAUAAAGGAGGGACUCAGGUUGAGUUACGGGGCUAGCACACGUCUUCAAAGGAUACCUUUGGAACCUCUAGUGUUCUGUUCUGGCAAAAAAGAAUGGACCAUUCCAGCAGGCACUCCUGUUGGUAUGACCUCUUUAUUGAUACAUCAAGAUGAGUCCAUUUAUCCGAACUGGCAAGAAUUUCGACCGGAGCGGUGGAUCGAUGAUCCAAGGUUGGACCGAUAUCUGGUUUCCUUCACCAAGGGAAGCAGGCAGUGUGUGGGCAUGAAUCUAGCAAAUGCCGAAAUGUACCUCUGGCUCUCAGGUGUCUUUACAAAGUUUGGAUCUCGAGAGGUGAGGUUCGAGGCAGACGAAGGGGUGCUAGAAUUGGUUGAUACAGGUCCCGAAGACGUUGAGGUCGUUUCGGAUUGUUUCGUGCCAAAUAUCAGGUCUGAGAGAGAAGGUGUGAAGUUUCGGGUGCUAUCAUGA
Messenger RNA from Mollisia scopiformis, 1563 nucleotides. RefSeq names its product cytochrome P450. The record is from RefSeq and is a predicted model, not a curated record. Gene Ontology annotation, molecular function: oxidoreductase activity, acting on paired donors, with incorporation or reduction of molecular oxygen; iron ion binding; monooxygenase activity. Bases 1 to 1563 code for a protein of 520 amino acids. NCBI's taxonomy places the organism in Eukaryota, Fungi, Ascomycota, Leotiomycetes, Helotiales, Mollisiaceae. The transcript has 5 exons.